ACCCAAGCGUAGUGUGAAGAAGGAUAAUAAGGAGAAGGAGAAGGAGAAGGAGAAGAAAUGGAGGAAGGGAGCACAGUAGAUCUCUAUAUCCUACCAGAAGGUUGCAUCUCCAACAUUAUAUCACUAACAUCUCCUCGAGAUGCUUGCCGGUCGUCGGUGAUCUCUUCUGUUUUCCGAUCGGCGACUGAUUCAGACUCGGUAUGGGAGAGAUUUUUACCGUCUGAUUACCAGCAGAUCUUGUCUUCAUCGGUGUCUCCUUACCUAUUACUUUUCUCUUCAAAGAAGGAGCUCUAUCUCCAUCUCUGUAAUAACCCCCUUCUCAUCGACAGGGGCACUAAGACAUUAGCGUUGGAGAAAUGCAGUGGAAGGAAGUGUUACAUGAUCGGAGCAAAAGAGCUCUCCAUUGUGUGGGGUGAUACCCCUUCGUAUUGGAACUGCAUUGUUGUCGUGGAUGUCUUUGCAUUGCCCAAUGAAUUUGUACUCAUAAAAAAAAAUGCAAUGUCCAAUGAAUUUGUCGGCAUGUCCACUAGGACUACUGGUAAUCGAAUAAUCAUGUAUUUGUCCAUGAUCAAGGUUUUAAGGAUAGAUCCUCUCCCAGCUGUUGGGAACCCUGAUGUGCAUCUAACAGCUGAGACGACCUUGAGAUUUACAUUCAUGUUUUGGGGUAUAUGUCUAAAUUCUCUUCAACUACAUAAAGGAUCUGAAUCUUGCAAUCAGGUGUAUUCAUGCUUUUGA
Macadamia integrifolia is the source of this 735-nucleotide messenger RNA. RefSeq names its product F-box protein At2g02240-like. The transcript has 4 exons. The coding region runs from base 58 to 735 and encodes 225 amino acids. The record is from RefSeq and is a predicted model, not a curated record. Gene Ontology annotation, molecular function: protein binding. Lineage: Eukaryota; Viridiplantae; Streptophyta; Magnoliopsida; Proteales; Proteaceae.